CAGCAGGUAGUUUGUUUCCUCUAGGCUAGAGUCCUCUAGCUACUCUCUAUGGCCAUGUCGAUCCCGUCAAUUGUUAUGGCAAUGGCAAUGGUCCUUACGGUAGCGUCUACGGCGCACUACGGGCAUCAGGCGCUGGCCGAUGCUCCUGCCGCCGCUCCGAGCCCUCGUCACCACCACCAUGGUCAUCGCGGCCCGGCGGCGCAGCCGUCGGGUUCUCAUCAUGCUCAUGGCCACGAUGGUGCACCGGCGGCAGGUCAUCGUGGUCACCACGGCCACCAUGCACCAGCACCGGCGCCAAGCCAUCAUGGUCAUCACGGCCAUCAUCAUACACCAGCAUCGGCGCCAGGUCCUCAUGGCCACCACGGUCACCACCACGCACCAGGUCCUCACGGUCACCGUGCCCCAGCACCGGUACAUAACGACCACCAAUCGGCUCAGGCUCCGAAACUGCAUCAUCAUCACCAUCACGCUGCAGCGCCCGCCCCUGUUCAGAGCUCCUACUAGUCUAGAUGCAGAUGGUCAAAACAUGCGCAUGUGUGGCAAUAAUAAGAAGACGAUAUUUACGUCUUGGUUGUAUUUUUGUAUUCUUCGCUAUGCCUCUGCGUUGUUCAUGGUAAUCUCUCGGCUAAUCAACCGGAAUCGAGUUACAGUUUUUCUGC
Molecule: messenger RNA, 659 nt
Organism: Zea mays
Lineage: Eukaryota; Viridiplantae; Streptophyta; Magnoliopsida; Poales; Poaceae
Exons: 1
Coding region: 49-504 (151 amino acids)
Source: RefSeq, marked validated